This is a messenger RNA of Alternaria rosae, 954 nucleotides long. RefSeq lists its product as uncharacterized. The record is from RefSeq and is a predicted model, not a curated record. NCBI's taxonomy places the organism in Eukaryota, Fungi, Ascomycota, Dothideomycetes, Pleosporales, Pleosporaceae. The transcript has a single exon. Bases 1 to 954 code for a protein of 317 amino acids.
AUGGACUCACCCGACACACUCAAAGCUAGCUUCGCCGCGCUCCCAGAAGAACUUCAUCUAGAAAUCUACAGAUGGGACGCAAAUCGCAUGGUCCUCAAUACCGUUCCCAGGAUCAAACAUGUGCGUUGGAUGGCGACUGCAUACCAUUCUGGCACCAUUGGAGUCAGUCGGGAGAUCCAGCAAGCUGCUGGGGACGCGUUGUAUGCACUCGAUCGAGAGAAGGAAGCACACCUUGUAGUGCACUCGAAGGGCAUCAAGCAGUUGCCUCGCCUCUUACAACUACUCGCACAUACAUAUACCUGGGGCGAGCGCUGGUUUCAAGCCAAUACACCAAACGCGACAGAUUGUCAGCAACAUUGGGUGCGAGUCAAAAGGUCAACCUCGCAUGAUCUCAACGCACUACUUUACGAGUACCUUAAUCCCAGCCGUUAUAAGGAAAUUUUCAGCGAACUCGGAAAUUCAUCGCGAUCACCCACGCUUUCCGCACUGGUACGAGACUGGUUUAGUGAUAUUGCUACGAAAUGCAAUACUGCCACCCCAAUCUCCGUAGAUACAACGGAACGAUGUCUCCUAGUCAAAUUCUUGGAGAUGACAAUGGACAAACUACAAAACCCAAGCACGAGCGGAGAUCUUGAAAUAUCUAUCACCGUUCCCACAGCAAAUGCCACUUAUGCAGACCCCGACGGCCAGAACAGGGAGUUGUAUCUCGAACACUUGUUGGGAUACAUGUAUCAACUUUUCAAGACAUUCCGCACGCAUUUCCGAAUCAGAUUUCGGCUCCUUGCUGUUCUAAGCACUCCAGCAGACGAGUUGAUUUGGACACUGGUCGGUGACGAUUACGCCAAUUUCAUAGAGCCGGGCUAUCUCAUUGUGCAAAAGGGGGAUGCUGAUGAUUUUGAGGUAAAUUUUGGCAGCAUCACGCGUGUAGAGUACGAGGCACUAGACAUGGCUUGA